CUUAUACUACAUAUAAUAUUCACAACAUAUUAUUUAUUGGGUUAAUUGUAUGUUAUAUGCUAUCUUAUAUUUAGCCCAAAAAUUAGUGGUCCUAUGGAUAUUAAUUUAAGUGGGCUAAUAAGUUAUCUAAUAAGGUAUAGGGCCCAAAUGUGUAGAGACCCAUGGGCUUAACCUAAUUAAUGAUGGGCUGAUUAGGGUUAAGCAUUCUCUAUAAAUAGAGGGGUUAUGGUCCCUAGUUGAACACGCCAUUCCGUCUUUCUGCAUCCCAUCGCUAGAGAGAUAAUUCCCGAGGGUGUGUAUCAACUAGAAGAUCCAAACCCUAGCCUCCGUCUCCCGGAUCUCCAAAGAUCAUCUCCAAUGGAGUCAGUCAACAAUUCUGCUGCUACAAUAUCUGCUAAUAUUAAUAGCAUCCCUGUGCUUAACGGCACGAAUUUUAAGGAAUGGAAAGAGAACGUUAUGAUUGUUCUCGGUUGCAUGGAUCUAGACCUUGCACUCCGGACUGAGAAACCCGCCGCUCUUAAGGACUCAUCUACCCUUGAUGAAAAGAGGGGGAUGGAGAGGUGGGAACGCUCAAACCGCAUGAGUCUGAUGAUCAUGAAACGUGCAAUUCCAGAAUCAUUCAGGGGCACUAUGUCUGAUGAGGAUGAUGCCAAAUCGUUCCUUGCCGAACUUGAAAAGCGUUUUGCUAAAAACGAAAAGGCGGAAACUAGUACUCUUUUGAGCACUCUUGUUUCCAUGAAGUACAAAGGCAAAGGGAACAUAAGGGAGUACAUUUUGGAAAUGUCUCAUAUUGCUUCAAAACUAAGUGCACUUAAGCUCAUUUUGCCUGAGGAAUUGCUUGUGUAUUUAGUUUUGAUCUCUCUUCCUUCUCAAUUUAAUCAAUUUAAAGUCAGUUACAACUGCAUUAAGGAGAAAUGGUCUCUCAAUGAGCUCAUUUCUCAUUGUGUUCAAGAGGAAGAGAGAAUAAAGCAAGAUAAGACUGAAAGUGCUCAUUUGACAUCUACCUCUAAGGGCAGCAAGAAAAGGAAAUUUAAGGAAGCUGUAAAUUCAGGGCCUCAAAGAAAGCAUCAUAAGGAAACUAAGGAAGAAACUAAGGAAUCUGGAUGCUUCUUUUGCAAAGGGACUAAUCACAAGAAAAAGGACUGCACUAAGUACCACGCCUGGCGUGCGAAAAGGGGGUUGCCUGAGCUGCCGAAAACCAAUUGAUGGUGAAAGAUACAUCUAUGUCGGUGAUGGCAAGCGGGUUGAAGUUGAGGCUAUCGGUGUUUUUAGAUUAUUAUUAAAGACUGAUUUUUAUUUGGAUUUGAAAGAGACAUUUAUUGUACCGUCAUUUAGACGGAAUUUAAUUUCUAUUUCUGCAUUGGACAAAUUUGGUUAUUCUUGUUCAUUUGGAAAUAGUCAGUUCAGUCUAUUUCAAGAUUCAAAGCUUAUUGGUACCGGUCUUUUAUCAGUUUAUGAUAAUCUAUAUUCAC
Messenger RNA from Cuscuta epithymum, 1472 nucleotides. NCBI's taxonomy places the organism in Eukaryota, Viridiplantae, Streptophyta, Magnoliopsida, Solanales, Convolvulaceae. The record is from the annotation of a GenBank genome assembly.